Maylandia zebra (zebra mbuna) is the source of this 5043-nucleotide messenger RNA. RefSeq names its product SITS-binding protein. Gene Ontology annotation, biological process: carbohydrate metabolic process. Gene Ontology annotation, molecular function: hydrolase activity, hydrolyzing O-glycosyl compounds. The record is from RefSeq and is a predicted model, not a curated record. NCBI's taxonomy places the organism in Eukaryota, Metazoa, Chordata, Actinopteri, Cichliformes, Cichlidae.
UGCUCAGACUUUACGCAUGGAGAGCGCAGGGAGAGUCUGGGAGCACGCAUGGGGGUCCCUCCCUUCCAGGCUGCCCGUGGCCUCCUCACCCCGGCGGGCACUUCCAAGACUCUGCCAGGCCCCCUUGAUCCCCUAUUUCCCCCUCUCUACCUUUCCUCUGAAGAAACUACCCGGCGUUACGUCAGAAAGUGCAGGACAAGCAAGACAGCGUCUUAUGAGCUAUUCGCAGGCAUUGCUGCCAAACCCUACUUGAGGCUGCCUAAGAGCUCACUGCACCCAAUGCUAUUUACAAAUCCAAUCCUUUUAAAACAUCAGCAGUAUGUGGUCUCUGUUGCCGGCACAAUUGCGCAAAAACCCAAAACAGCAGUGUAAACCGUGUAAUGAUAAAGAGUAGAAUGGUUCACACUGUAGCUUCACUGAAAACACCAUGACAUGAUGAAGCAACAGAUGAUUUUGACGCUCAGAGAUUUCUGCAGCAUUUUUACUCUUUGACUCUUUGCUGAUCUCAAAAACAACAUGCCCCACGCUCGAAAUAGGAACCCUAGCCCCAUCCCAGAGGUAACAUGGGAUACGGGAUUGAAGGAGAUGAACGAGACCUGGAAAGGAGCGAUAGCCUGUCUCGGGGUUGCCGUCUUCUUCGUAAUGACCAUCGGGAUCAUAUACUGGCAAGUGGUGGACCAGCCCAACAAAAACUGGAUCCUUAGGGGAACUUUCAGCGGACUGAUUUGGGAGAGAAAAACCCACUCGCUGCUCAUACAGACCCUGACUGAGGAUAAGACCUACGUGGAAAUUGACGUCGGGAACGUAGGGAACCCCGAUAUAGAGAUUCCCUUCGUGAGGAACCUGUGCUGGCUCAAUAAGACCGAGUUCUGCUAUACCUGGGACUCGGUGGCCGAGGUGAAGAUCUCGCUCGAAGCGAAUGAGGAUACGGAGACGGAGUGUUACAGCAUGACUUGGGCACCGGUACACUGUCAUGUGGAGCUGAAGGACUGCUUCUCCAUGGCCAACAUAUCCUGGUACGGGGGUGCCAGUGUUCGGGGUCAGACUUGGCCGAUCAACGAUCAGAACACCACGAUGCAGCCCUUCAUCGUCAGUGAUCUGAAGGACAAUCCCUCUGGGUUCGGCUCUGCCCUGGAGCGCUACUUCCUUGGCUCAUCGGGUGUCGCAGUGCUUGUAUCUCCUGACAUCCCCCUGCAGCUCGGGCUGGACAGCAGACAGCAGUUCUGCCUACAGUCACUUCCAAGUAUGGAGCGACUCCCUCUGCAGUACACUGUGUGUGUGGCCCACAAUGUAAAAGCUGCUCACCAGGAAGCAGUGCAACAGCUCUCGGAGCACAGCAGGGAGCUGCCCAACAUGAAAGCACUGCGGCUGCCAUUCUGGAAGCUGCUCGCCAACAUGGACUCAGGGCCGAAGGUGGAGCGGGAGAUGAGGACUUUCUCGAAUCGUCUGAAGAGACACCAGCUUGGGGAGGGAGUCAUCAGCCUCAAUGAACAUUCCACCACCCUCCUUUCUGAUAUGGACCAUGACUACCUCAACAGCAGGAAAAGGGGGAUGUCCAAGAGACUGACCAGGGACCUCCCACUUGUCAAGCUUCUUAACAUUUCCAUCACCAUGUCCCCUUUCCUGGGGGUGGACACCACACAGUUCCACACCUCCCUUAUUGAUGGCACUGAGGCCUACUGGCUCAGUCUCCCUUCAGCCCCUCAGGGACAGCUGAUCCCUGUGAUGAGUCAGUGGCGAGGAAAGUUCUGUGUAAAGCUGAACAUCACAAAUCCAGGAGCAGUGAGCUGGUUCCUGGACAGGGUAGGAGCCCUUCAAACCCGUUUAGGGAUGGAGUACAUCAUGCUGGAAGGGGGCGAGGGGAAUCUGUUUGAGGAGCAGGCACUGCGGCCACCGCAAGCUCUGGGUGGAGACAAGUACAUCAGCCUGCUGGCUGACCUGGCCACCAGGAUAGGAGAUUCCACCAUUAUGACUGCAGGGACACGGUCCAGUUACAAGCCACUCUUUGUGAGGAUGACCCCCCUGCAGUCUGAUUGGAGCCCGAUGGGUCUUAAGGCCUUCAUUCCCAACCUGUUGCACCACACUUUGCUGGGAUACAACUUCCUCAUUCCUGAUGCAGUAGGUGGCUCUCUGUCUGGAGACCUGGUCACAGAUGAGGAGUUGUUCAUCCGCUGGCUGGAGAUUGCAGCCUUUCUUCCUGUUAUGAGCUUCCACACACCACCCUGGAUCUUCGGGGAGGGCCAGGUGCUAAACCUAACUCGGAACUACCUAACAAGGCACCAGAGGGAUGUGGCACCGCUGAUUGAAAAGUAUGCAGAGGAGUGGCAGGUGACGGGAAACCCCAUCUAUCGCCCAAUGUGGUGGCUCAAUCCAGCUGACUCCAUGACCUUUACCAUCAAUGACCAGUUCCUCAUUGGAGAUGAGGUCUUAGUGGCACCCGUGGUGGAGAAGGGGGCAGUGCAGAGGGAUAUAUAUUUACCUGACGGGGGCUUUCAAUGGCAGGACAGUCAGAACGCACGGGUGUUUGACGGGGGGACGUUCUUGCACGACUACCCUGUCCCCCUGACGGAGGUGGCUGUUUUCUUACGGAGAAGCUGACUCGGAUGACUGUCCCACAGAGUCACGUGAUUUAUCCUGUUACUGUUUUGAAUCAAAUUCUUUUUUUAGGUACUUGUGCUGUUCUUAACUUGCACUUUUCUACUAAAGACCAUUGACCCUGCCUCAAGUGCUGCCUUGAGACGAUUUGUAGAAAUAUAUACAUACAUGUAUAUACAUUUUUUUUUUUAUACUUGCACUUUAUGGUUCAAAAUAUUUUUUUCCUUUAUGUUAUUUGUCUUCUUUUCAUUUGUUUUUUUUUAUGCUGAAUGGUUUUACCUCUUAGUGAUUUGUUUCUGGACUUUUUCAUCCACUCUGCUGCUUUUUUUGUUUGUUUGUUUGUUUGUUUGUUUUCUUUUUUUUAAUGGUUCUGGAGAAGUAUGUGUGUUUACAUACUGCAUUUCUACAGUCUUUAAAUUUGUAGCUGCUGUUGGCUCUCUUCAUAAGGAGGAACAAAGCAAGCUCCUUGUUUGCUUAAAAGUAUCUGAAUUUCUCAAGAAGACCAAAUGAAGAUGCAGAAAGACAAGGAAGGCGGUUAAAAGGGCCUUUUGAGAGAAACACUUACUGGCGGGAAAUUAACACAGGAAGCUACAUACAAGCACCAUGGUACCAUAUGUCUUGCUCACUCUAUGGAAAGGCUCUUACUUGAACUCAUCAGGCCAAAGGGCCGAUGUUUUAUGAAAGAUGAAUGUACCUCAAGUAACGUAUAUGAAUUGCUUUACAAAGUCAUUAGACACAACAGCCUAUCACCCCAUAGUUCAUAUUCUUAGAAUAGUUAAGUCAUAGACAUCCAUGAAUGUCCCUUUGUACUGUAUGCUGAUGAACUUGAGGCCAAGCCACUUUCAUCGUAACUUUGCAUAUAUUUAAAUUUUAGAUUAGAGUUUAACCUGCUGUAUCAAGCGCUUUUAAGUGAGUGCCUCUUUCUUUACUGACUGUUGAUGUGUUCUUACAUGUGAGCCGAAUUAAGUUGUAAAGACAACCUUGCUGAUGGCACCACAUGGGUGAAAAGGAGAUUUUGUAUAAAUACAUGUAAUCAGACCCUUUUUAUCUGAUAAUCUGACUGUGAUAUCACUCCCAUUCAUGAGUAGGAAUCCACGAGCAGCAGCUGUGAGGCUCAGUGAAAGACUUUGGACCAGGUAUAAAGAUAGUUUGGUCCAAAAGAUGCAAAAUCUGACUUCCAAUUGUGCUAAAAAUCACUCUUUUGGAGAUUUCUCAUUUGUCUAUUCUGUACAAAAACCGAAAUGGAAAAACAAAAAGUUGUAUUUUUGUUAUUUCCUAAGCCUAUUUUACUGAAACCGGUAAAUUUAUUUUCCAAUUUCUAUGCAAACAUUGAGUGUCUUCAGUUUAUAAUUACUUGAUAGGGACAUAUGAUCGAUGUGUCAUAUGAUGGUACUUUUCUACCUACUACUACUCUCACCAUAAAAAUAAAGUACAAAACUUAUAUUUCUCCAAAUGUUGAGCCACAUCAAAUAAAUACAAUGCUCUCAGUUGUAAGCAUACCAUGUUUGCAUAUGAGAAAUUGGCUUUUUGGAGAGAAACAAAGUAUUUGUGAAGGAUUCACCUGAAAUUGCUGGAAUUGUUGAAAGCACAGAUGUGCAGAGGCCCACCUGACAUAAACCUUCGUGAGUAAUUCAGCUUCUCUCCUCAUGUGUACCAUUACAUAGCCUACUCUCUGGACUAUCUUUACACUUCUAUCACUUUCUUAAGUUUAGUUGUUUACUUGUAAAAGCUGUUUGAACCCAGACUUAAUGCUCUAAGCAAAUGAAAUGUAAAUGAGACUGAUUCUAUUUUUUGAUUAUGUUUAAAAUCAGUCCAAGAAGAGACGUAAUCUUUAUACCCUGAAGCUCGGCUCUUUAUAGUCAACUGUCAGUGUUGCUUUUUUUUUUUUAAUCAAUUUGUUCCAUAAAGGAAAAUCUUAAAUGGCAAACAGUGAGGAUACAAACUCUGGAAACUUAACAUUUAUCUCAACUAAAUUGAUUGUGUAACUUUGAUCUAAAAAGUUGACUGUAUCAGCUCAAACACUCAGGUCUAAUGAAGUUUCCUAUCAGAUCACCGGAUGUCUUAGUGCAACGCAGUAUGUUGUGAACACAUUAACGUCUUAAUGUCUCCUGGGGCAGAAUAUACAAUGGACACACUGUGAUUUCCCAUAGCCCUUCAUGUGCGGAGCUUUUCUUUUUCCCAUUAUAUAAUGCUGUUAUGGAAUGCUUUGGUAGGUUAAUGUAGGAGUUGCAGGAAAAGCUUUGUUGUGUUAUUCCUUCCCUCUACAGACUGAGUGAGCCAUGUGCCUUAAUAUGCCACAAAUCUGGACGACACAGGUGUCUAGAUUAUUGCAGUAUCAGCAAUGACCGUAAUACAAUGACUGUGCCAUUACAAGUGUUUUUCUCUCUUCUGUAAAUCAGAUAACAUAGAAUGACAAAGUUGCAAUAAAGUUUACAUUUUCUUACUUAA